Molecule: messenger RNA, 7122 nt
Organism: Penaeus chinensis
Lineage: Eukaryota; Metazoa; Arthropoda; Malacostraca; Decapoda; Penaeidae
Product: E3 ubiquitin-protein ligase LRSAM1-like
Exons: 3
Coding region: 400-2757 (785 amino acids)
Molecular function (GO): protein binding
Source: RefSeq, a predicted model, not a curated record
ACGUUACUGCCGAGCGACGGUGUCACGGGCCCCGGAGUGAGCUUGGGGGUGAUGAAUGGGCCCGUGGCAGCAUUGGACUUUGAGCUGAGUUCGCAGGCCGCCGACGCAGUCAGAGGACCCGACGAGGGCUGGCACUCUGGGCUCCUCCUGCCCUUCCCUCCCCCGCCUCAGGGCCAAGGCACAUAUCAUUGCGCGUGGCGAGUGGCACUGCACGUGGCUCUUUCUCUCGUGGGAGGUGCCUGGAAACAGUCGUGGAGAUCCUGCCUCGCUGGGAGAUAGAUAAGCGAUUUGUAAAGCCUAAGAUGAGUUCAAAGCCUUCAUCAUGUUUUGGCCGUAGAUGAACAGAGUAAUGACUCGUAACAAAGUGUUUUGUAGAGUAGGGGAGAAAGAGAUGUCAGGAUGCCACUUGGGUGUUUGUUCAAGAGGGAAAAAUCAAACAGCAUGAGUGACAAAGAAAAGCGGGCCAAGCUGGGCCUGAAGGUCGUGAUGGCCCAGCAAAAUCCGGAGCCUGUUUAUGACCUUAGUGAUUGUGCUAUGGUUGAACUUCCACCAGAUACCUUUGUCAUGUGCAAGUUGUUGCAGAAAACUAGCCUUAUUUUGAAUAACAAUUUAAUGACAACCUUUGAGAAAGGAGGAAAGCUUCAUGAGCUUGAAGCUAUAGAAUACUUAGACCUCAGCAACAAUAAGUUGUCUCAUCUUCCAGAUGAUAUUCAUAAACUAAAAAAACUUAAAGUCUUAAAGCUAGGUACCAAUAAACUCAAACACUUACCAUCUUCAAUGGCAGAUUUGUCAAGGUUACAAGAACUGGAUUUGUCCACUAAUAAGUUUUCCAAAGUGCCUACAAGUGUAUGUGCCUUGCCCAGACUGAAAGUUCUCACCUUAACUGGGAAUAGUAUUUCUGUACUGCCAAAAGAAUUCUGUGAGCUUCAGAAAAGCUUAUGUACACUUGAGCUUGACACUGACAAGCUACAGACACCACCUCCAGAAACAGUAAAUGAAGGUGUUGAAGCUGUCAUGCGUUUUCUGUGUGAAAAAUCUGGUAUUGAAUACCAAGGGCUUAGUGAAGAGCUUGAUGACAGCACAUCUGAAUCUACCUCACCUCCAGUAUCUGCUGGAUUAGAGCCUGCAGAGAAUCAAGAAAUGCUUGACUACUUUAGAAAAAAGGCGGAACUAGUAAAAGCACAACUAGCUGCUGAGGAAGCAUUCCAAGUUCAAGAACAAAAACAACUUGCACAGAUUUUAAAGGACACAAAUACUAAUAAGCAGCAACUUUUAGAAGAACUGUCACAAUCACCAGCAGAACUCCAGGAUUAUGAACGCAAGAAAUUGGCCUUGCUGCAAGACCAAUGUAACAUUGAAGAGAAAAUGCGUAGUGAACAGGCUGAGCAGCUGGAGAAAUAUUUAGCCUCAUCAAAUGACAAGGAAGCCUUGAUUAGUAACCUGUCAGCUCAGCAGGCUGAUAUAGAUCAAGAAGUGGAAGGUCUCGUUAGUGCAAAAGAGAGAGAGCGCCAUCGUCUGUUAAAGGACCUUACAUCCUCAGAACAAGAAACCGCAGCAGCUGUCCAAGAGCUCCUUACUGCUACUGCAUCUCGUAGAAAUGAAGAUUUCCUGAUCCUGUUGCAACAACAAGAACAAGAAAUGCAGUCAUUACUUUCAGGUAUAGCAGAGGCAGCGGCUGAGCUCCGACGCUCGGAGGUAGUUGCUGCAAUGAAGGCAGCUCUUGUAGAAGAAGCAGUUGCAGAGCAGAGAAGACUGGCAGUGCAAAAGGAACAGGGAAAUCGUAUUUGUAGCCUGCUUGAGGAGAAUGAUCUCGUCAAUGAUCAUAUUGAAGGAGUCAUAUCCACACGAAUGGCUGACCAGGAAGUUUGGGUGUCAACUCUGCUGGAGGAUGAAGAAUGUCAAGCAGCGGCAUUUAAAUUGCUGUUACUGAAGAGUGAUCUAAAGAGAAAUAACAUCUUGAGACAGAUUGGACAAGUUGAAUAUGAACUUGCUCGGCUCUCCUCACUCGAGGUACGCAAGAAGAAGUUCGGUGUCAAAUAUGGAUCCAAUACCAUGUUAGAUCAGAGAGCAACAUUAGCUGGUCUUCUCAAAUCGCUGUUAUCAGAGAAGAAGGAACGAGAAAAUCAGCUAAUAGAAUGGUUUGGUCGUGUUGGGGACAUGAGGUCUUCCGAUACAAAUGAAGAUGAUUUCUGGUUAGUGCAGUACCAGCGUCUUUUGGCCAUGAAGCCAGCAGGGUUAGCAGAAGCGGAAGAGCAACUUGAACCAAAGGUUCGAGCUGUCCUUCAGGGUGCUCACGCUGCAGAUCUCAUUCCAGUCUUUGCCCGUCAUAAGAUUACUUAUGCCGACUUACUCAACAUGACUGAGGAAGAUGCAGCUGCAAUGGGAAUAGGCCCUGCUACAUAUCACAGUUUGCAGCGUGCUCUGCAGAUCCACUUGGCAGCAUCAAAGUUGGGACCACAGAAACCAUCAGCUCCUUCUGAAGAGGACAUGCCGUAUGAGCCAUCUGCACCAGAGGUAGAAUCUGAUGAAGAUGCCCCUUCAGCCCCUGCACUAGAAGACCUUGGUGAAGGAGCAUCAGCCCCUCCACUAGAAGAUCAGUAUGUGGAGGCGGAAUGUGUGAUUUGUCUUGAUUCUGGCUGUGAGGUUGUGUUUCUGCCCUGUGGCCAUGUGUGUGCCUGUAGUAAAUGCUGCACAACUAUUGCAGUUUGUCCAAUGUGCAGGUCACCUGUUAUCAGCAAGAUUUUGCUUACGUAUUAGGUGUUUACAAAUUCUAUUAAUCUUUAACUAACCCUUUCAUGAUUUCUUGUAGUGAAGCACAGACAUUUUAGAGCAUUUACCCUUGUGGAAUUACGGAAAUUGUUUUCAUGUUACAUUUUGCUUUACCUGUGAAUUAUAUACUAUAUGAAUUUAAAGAAGAUAUUGACUGAAUUUCAGAUAUCUUACCAAGGAUCAUAUGUAACAAAAAUUACAUCAAAGAAAGCUUUGUUUUCAUUACAUUUUUGAAAACAUACAAAGUGAAAAUUAACAGUACAGUUGUGAUUUGUUCCAAAAAUUCAAAAAACCUAAAGCAUCUUCUGUGUUUGACUCUGUGUUUGUACUUAUUAAGAUAUCAAAAUCAAUUACCUUUCAGAGUUGCUUGUUUAUUCUGAAAACACACACACACACACACACACACACACACACACACACACACACACACACACACACACACACACACACACACACACACACACACACACUCACAUUUAUAGUGUAUUUAUAUUCAUACAUGCACAUACAUUAAAAAUCAUAUUCACAGUCAUGCACGGAUGUAUGUGGGUAUAUAUAUUUAAUGACAGAUUGUUCUCUAUGAGAAUGUACCUCAAAUUUCUGAUUGUCAGCCAGAUGUUGGAUUGAACAUACAGUGCAAAACCAACUUUCUCUUGUGAUGAUGUUGCUUGUCCUUCUCUCCUCUUGAAAUUUAGAAUUGCCGUAGUAACCCUAUCUGGCAACGUCUGUGUAGGAGUUUUGAAUUUAGUAGGAGCCAGUUUUUACUAUUGUCACUGUUCAAGGUUAGGACGUACAAUUUUUCCACAUUCUAGUGUAUGUAUGUAAUUUUUCAUGAUAGGUGGCAGAGUUAGUAGAAGAAAGGAUUUCAUGUCCAGUUAAUGUAGGAGAAACUUAAAAGAUAUUUGUGUUCAUUUUUUGUAUAGAUAUUGGAUCAAAAAUAUUAUGCAUAGAAAUUGAUAUUUAUUUGAUUUUUUAGGUGUAGUGAAAGAUUUUUUUUCCCCUAUAUUUGAGUAACUGCAAGUAAAUGAUGAUAAAUAGUCAUAGGAUAUUUUGUUUCUUUUCUUUUUUUUUUUUUUUUUUUUUUCUUUUUUUUUUUUUUUUUUUUUGUAUAUAUUUUCAGUUAGAAAAAAAUACUUUCAUGUUACAUUUUAGGGUUUUAAUGGACAUGAAAUUUAUACAGUUACAAUGCAAUAUGAAUUGGCUAAAGUGUUCCACUGUUAUAUUUAGAAUGCUGUCUUUGUUAGGACUUUUCUUUAGCACCAUAAAAACAGUGGAUAAAGGGACCGUCCCAAAAAGUGGGCGGAAAAGGAGUAGUAGAGAUAUGAAAAAUAGUCCUACUGAUUUACUUUAAUUUACAUGUUAUUUGAUGUUUAUAAUUUUGGUAAGGAGCUCUUCUGUUUAUGGAGAACUUCUGUUUAUUCAUUUAUUUUUUAUAUAUGUCCCAAACUACUAUUCUCAACUUACGUAAUGUAUAUGAUGAAAAAUAAUCGGUAUAAAUGUUAUUGAUAUCCAAAGAUAAAAAUUUGAUUUAUUUUCCUCAAAAGUAAAAUCUAAAUAAAAUAAAAAAUCCCCCUUGUUAUUUUCUGCACAUUUUUGCAGAAAUUAGAUUGAAAGAAAUAUUGCAAAUAUUGUAUAGAGGCUCAAAAAUUGUGGUUAAAAGAUCAUUUUUUUCAGUAUUUCAGUUUUUAUAAUUUUUCACAACUGAAAAUUUAUUUUCUAAUAACCAUAGAAACUGCACUCAUUUCUCUUUCAAAUGCAUUUUUUUGCACGAAGAUAUGCCAAUUGGUUGCCAAGUAAUAUAAAAAAGAGUUGACCCCUGUGGGAAGGGGCUAAAUCCUAACAACUGUUGUAUAAAUGCAGGAACUCUUUGUCUCAAACUACUUAUGUGUGUUUACUUACAUGUACAUGUGUUUGCAUUUGUGCCUGUAUGGAUUUACAUGUAUACAUAUGUGUAUACAUAUGCUUAUGUAUACACAUAUGUGAACAUGUGUACUUGUGUGUGUAAAUGUGAGUACAUGUGUAUGUGAACAUAUACAUGUGUACAUGUGAGUAUAUAAAUGCAUACAUAUGUAUAUGCAUAUAUGUGUGUAUUUACAUGUAUACAUGUUACAUGUAUGCCUGUGUAAAUGAGUACAUUUAUGUACAUGCUUAUCCAAGAAGUCAUGUAUAACAUACAUUUCUGGUCCUUAGUGCAUUUAUGUUUGAGUGUCUGUACUUGAAAACGUGUUCACAAGUGUGUACAUGUGCAUUUUUUGGUAAUAUCACUUUCCUAUAUAUUGUACACAUUAAAGUCAACUUGUCUCUGCCUCUUUAUUUAUCUAUUUAUUUUUCUUAUUGUUGUUUAUUUCAUUGUAAAUCAGUUGCAUUAAAAGGAAUCUAUUAUAAAAAGACACUUCUGCUGCCUGUGAUAUGUUUCAGUAGGUAAUGUUAAAAGGCAAUGCUUUAUUUUGUGCUAAUAAAUACACCAUCUGUUGUUUGGUUUGGAGCUAUACCCUUGUUAUGGUGGCCAGUUUCUUACUUUUGGGACGUAAGAAUCAACUGGGAAAAUCUUCCCUUGUGUAACACCUCAAAACUGGUUAUAACUCUUCCCCCACCUGGACCCUGGGAGUGGUCCCAUUAAGUGCAAUCGGUUUUCAAAACUAAGUAUGAUCAGUCAUGUUCUCUUUGUGUUUUGUCGUAAUGUAUAUUGUAUAUGACUUUAUUAUUAUCAUUUUUUGAAAAAAAUAUAUACAAUAUGGUUAUCAUACUGUCACAGGAUAAUGCAAUGGUUAAAUGGUAUUUGAAGUAAAAUAUGAAGACUGGGCAGAAAUAACCUGUGGGUCUCUGAGGGCGGGGUGGUGCUCAAUUUGCUGUGUAAUAGAUUGGUUGAAAAGACAUGCCUCAUGUCAGGUAGACGAAGUGGCAAUCCUUAAUAAUCCUCCAUCAGGAUGACUAGAUACCAGUGAUGGAUCUAUUAGAGAACUAUUUGCUUAGUGAGUUUUUACUGUCUGUUUUAUUAUUAUUGUUAAUGUAAUAUAAAUUGAGUGUAACAGUGUGUCUGCAGUGAUUUUGCUGGCGUUGCAAAGAUUGACAUCAAAAUAGGGUUUAAAGCUAUCCUUUAGAGAUAGAUUUUAAUAGGAUCUGUCUCCUAAAUCAUUAGUAAGAAAUUCAAAAGGUGCUUUUGACUUUCAUUAAGAUGAAAAGAGUAUUCAGUUAUUUAGAUUUGCCAUUAUUGUUCAAAAGUGUGAAGGAAAAUCAUUCAAAAAUCUCUAAUGGCAUUUAGCAGGUUGAAUAUAUCAUGGUCACUUCCUUAGUAUUAGUACAAAUGCAUCAUAUAUCUGAUUUAGGCAGUGAAUGCCAGAUUGAUUUAUCAGUAUUCUGGAAUAUUGUUUUGUUUGCCUAUGUUUUAUGGCAGAGGUAUUAAUAGAACAUGAGGUUAUAUUGAUUUGUAGGAACAAGCUCAUGUUAAGUUUUUGUAGAGCUUAUGUGAGAAUCAUGAAAGUUUAAAAGCCAAACAUAAUGAACAUAAAGAGGGAAUCUUCCUAAUAUUCAUGAUGAAAAAAACCCUGCAAAUUAUAUGUGAUCUCUUUUGUUUCUUUACAUUGAUCUGGUUCUUUUUUAAAAUAACAGUGCUAGUGUGUAAAGCUGUACAGUUUAUAUUUGUGAUUUCAGAGAAGUGUCAUAGUAGCUGAUAUGAUAAGCUAUGUUAGUUUUGUACUCUUUACUCACAGAGCAACUGAAAAUGAAAAUUUGCCAGAGCAUUUUGUUAAUUUUCUAAAGAUAUACUUUAUUCAAAAUAGUCCAUUUAUUAUUCCCUAUUAUAGUUCCUUUUCAUUUCCUUUUUGUUCCGGUCUCUGUCCGUUCCCCCUGUGUUCCUGUUAUUUUCUUUUUACUUAUGCUCUCCCAACCCCUUCAUACUCUACCAUACCUCACUGUCUAUGUGUGAAUAUUUGUUAUAUAUAUUGAAUUAUAUUACUGAUAUUCAAAAUGUAAAUCUUUCAUAUAUGAACAGUAUAUGAAAAGUAUAUAAGUUGUUUUAUCUUGUUAGAGGAAAAUAUUUAGUUGUGUCAACAAUAGUGUUAUAUUCUUGGUGUAAUAUCCAUACUUGUGAUUUGUGAUAUUUGCAUAUAAAGGCCCUGAUAGCAAGGGUUAUACAACAAAAGUUUUGUUUUGUGAUUUUCAAGGCUUGAAAUCAUUUUUACAUCUGAUAAAGUGAGACAGAACAAAGUUAUUACAAACUUAAGGAGUUAUUUACCCAGACUGGAGAGCAUUUGUUUUAAGAAUUUGUAUUGUGCUUGUUUCAUUGUGAUUACCUAAAAUUUAGGUCAACAUGGUUGGUGUAUUUGUUAAAUAGCAAAUUAAUAUUUACUUAUA